ACUACCAAAUCUCAAUGGCUGGCAAGUCGGAACUUGAACGAAGGCGAGAGGAGAGAAAAGGAGAAAAGAGAGACGCUACCUUGUACCUCAACGAGAGAUCAACUCAGCAGCAACUUGAAUUGUUGCUAAACAAAGCUGUUCGUUUGAAGCCUGAUGAUCUAUUUGGAUAUCUGACACGAGAACUUAGCUGUUUAGCAUUGCCAGUUACUGUAUAUCAGGUUACUGGAAGCAGAAUAAUUGACUUGGGUGGUGAAACUGCAGUGAAAGUGACUGUGCACUGUACUAUUAAUGGAGUUUCAGAGGUAAUGCAGUCCGCUAUCUGCUCUUUUCCUCUGCCUGUUGUUGUAACACCAGUUGCAAGGAGCCAGUCUUCGCUUAGCAGAAACAGUAAACAGAACUCUGUAACUGAAGAUCCAGUUCAGCCAGACGUGUCAGCAAAUUCACUAAACACUGUUGAAGAAAUUGUUACUAAAAGCUCAGAGUUACUGAAGAACAAGAAGAUUGCAGAACUAGAAUCUCUUGACACAUGCUUAAAGUCUCUUGAUGUUUCUUUGCCUGAUGAAGUAACAGUGUGCAUGUGUGCGUCUUGGACGAUCUCAUUAGCAUUAGCAAAAUCUGCUUGUGACCUGCUUCAUAAGCCUCUUUACGAGUUGCUGUUUGCCAUGAAUGGAGUUGAAAAUGAGACAGUGUGUCCACCUGUUGUGGUUGCCAGAAUGCUGAGCGGUGGAACUGUUAGUAACGGGAAACUGAAAAUCAGGGAUUUUAGUGUUAUUCCAGCAGAGACAGAUUAUGAGGAGGGUAUUCGAAAUGUCUGCAAGUUUCACAAAGCGUUGGGUUCAGUACUGUCAGUGAAAUAUGGGCCAAGUGCUCUAGCUGUUCUAGCUGACGGCUCAUAUGCUCCAAGUUUAGACAAGCCAGAACAAGCUUUUGACCUCCUUCAAGAAGCGAUGACAAUGUCACAACUAGAAUGGAAAACCCAUCUAUUGCUAGCAGUAAACAUCAAUGCUUCUUGUGGCUAUGACCCUGAGAAGAAUAGAUAUGAAUUGACUUCUGGCCAGUGGAAGACUAGAGAUGACUUGCUGACAUAUUACACUGAUUUGAAGGAACAAAGACCAGAACUUGUAUCAUUAGAAAAUCCGUUUACUGACCAAGACAGUGGUAGUUGGUGUAAAUUGUCUGAACGACUAGGUGAAGGAUUCACUUUGAUCGGUGAGACUGGCAGGCCAGAAGCAAGUGAUGAAGACAAACCAGAGCAAGACAUACAAUCAGUUGAAUCUCUUAGUGCAAUGGUUGACAAGAUCACGUGGAACUCUCAGAGCACAAUAACUCAAUUGUGUCAGACAUCAAGAACGAUUAUGUCAGGAACAAGGCAGUUGCUGUUGAACUGUGAUUCAAAUGUCAACUCAGAUUGUGUGGCUGAUGUGGCAAUGGGUGUCCAGACAAAAUAUUUAAAGCUUCCUGCACCAUCCAGUUUUGAUUUCCUUGGAAUAUACAACAGACUUGUGCAGAUAUAUCAUCACUUGAAAUCAAGAGACAACAAGAGUGAUUCCCGUUCCUAACGCAUCCAGGAAAAUACACAAAGUGACUAGACAUACAAUAAUCAGCAAUCGGUAUAAAUAACUGCAUGCACUCGGUGAAUGACUAAGUGCUAUUGCUGUACAUGUAAGAGACCAAUUUAACCCCUGAUCCUAAUUGAGUAGACAGGAUGGUUUGUGGCAAUUUUAGUUGCACUCAAAACAUAGCUGCAUCUAUAUGGUUGUAAUGAAAGUCUGUUUAUGC
This is a messenger RNA of Corticium candelabrum, 1779 nucleotides long. RefSeq lists its product as uncharacterized. Gene Ontology annotation, cellular component: phosphopyruvate hydratase complex. The transcript is spliced from 11 exons. Gene Ontology annotation, biological process: glycolytic process. Gene Ontology annotation, molecular function: magnesium ion binding; phosphopyruvate hydratase activity. Lineage: Eukaryota; Metazoa; Porifera; Homoscleromorpha; Homosclerophorida; Plakinidae. Bases 15 to 1559 code for a protein of 514 amino acids. The record is from RefSeq and is a predicted model, not a curated record.